Messenger RNA from Parathielavia appendiculata, 638 nucleotides. RefSeq lists its product as uncharacterized. Lineage: Eukaryota; Fungi; Ascomycota; Sordariomycetes; Sordariales; Chaetomiaceae. The record is from RefSeq and is a predicted model, not a curated record. Bases 32 to 313 code for a protein of 93 amino acids. The transcript has 4 exons.
GAGGAACCUCUCCGCUCAGAUCUUACACGAGAUGUUUGCCACGCGGUCUCUGCGAAUGUUCCGCCCCACGGCUCGCAUGAUGCGGCCGAUUCCGAAGGAGGAGCAGAGUGCGCACACUGUCUCGCAGCGUCUCCGCCGUCUCAAGCAGAUUCCGCCCGAGCUGAUUCCCCUCGGUGUUGUCGUUGCUUUCGCCGUCACCGCUGCCGCUUACUCGUGCACCCGCCACCUGAUCGUCGACAAGAACAUCCGUCUUAAGAGGCAAAACCGUGCCGCGGAUGCCGCUGCCCAUGGCCACGCAGAGGAGCACCACUAAGGAAGGGUAGCCAUGUGUUGGGUGUGGUGGAAUUGGGCUCUUUAGACUUGGAUGGUCGAGGGACUGUACAAGAAUGGCGGGUCGGAAUGAUCGGAAGGAGUAAGGGCGUGUUUACCCCAGUUUGUGUCUCAGUACCUGUCCAAAGGCGUGUGAACAGACGCCCAUCUCCUUGAUUAACAGAACGAUGCCUGAAGCUGCCCUAACGCCGUAGCUAUGCAAUUUCUUUGGUAUCAUCAACUUCCUUUCCCACCCUUGCACUCGACUCGGGAAGAGCCCUGCCCGCGAGACGUCUUUCUUCGUUGAACAAACCGAAGACAAUCCCUUC